Messenger RNA from Nezara viridula (southern green stink bug), 1950 nucleotides. The record is from the annotation of a GenBank genome assembly. NCBI's taxonomy places the organism in Eukaryota, Metazoa, Arthropoda, Insecta, Hemiptera, Pentatomidae.
AUUUUCUAUGUAUUCUAUGUUUAGAUCUAAAAAAAAACAACAACGUUGAAAUAAAACUAUUUACAGUAUUUAAACUCAUAAAGUGUAUUUCUAGUUCUCCUGUAUUGAUCUGGACACUUUGGAUCGGGUAUACUCAAGACACUGUUUAUAACCUGUCCAUAAGUGUCAAAUUCAAAAGUGACAAACAAACGAAUGGGUUCCAUAAGGCUCAGAGAAACAGAUGAAGAUAUAGCAGAUCUUUUAUCCAUGCAAUGGAUGGAAUAUGCUCAUAUUUAUUUGAUAAAUAUUACUCCUCCAUACCGCAGUUUGAUAUUAACGGAGCUGAAUGAAGCUUUAAGUUUUCAGUCAUAUUUUGGAGGAAAUCAGAUAACUGCAGCUGAUAAAGCUGUUUUCAGAGCUUUAAGACACAUAAUGGUGAUGUUUUAUUAUUAAUUUACUAUAAACUUAUCUUUGGAGAUUUUUCUUUAUAUAUGUAUGUUAUAUGGGCCAUUUCGAAAUUUUGAUCACAUUUGGGCAUUAUUUUUUUAGAAAAAAGAAAUUUGAGAAAUAGUGUUUUUUGGCUUCUUAACAAUCUUUAUAGUUUGAGAAGGAGUUGCGGUCAAAUAAAUAAAAAAAUUAAAAUAUAUAAAUUAUUUUAAUUUUUGCCGACGUUUCGACCCACUUUGCAGGUCGUCUUCAGGGCUACAAAAGAUACAAACAUGUUGAAAAAAUAAAAAUAAAAUAAAAAAUAAAUAUAAGUAUACAUAAAAUACGAAGAAGUUGUCAGAUACAGAAAUAAAAGAUAAAGAAAAUAAAUACAUGAUAAGAAAAUAGAUAAAAGAAAAUAAAUACAUGAAUGUUAACGAAUAAAUAGAUUGAAAAUUGAAUACUAUUGUUACAGUAAAGUUGAAAUAUGGAUAAGAUAACAUAAUAAUAAGAUAUCUGUGGAUAACAAGCAAGUGGAGGUUACCUUUAAUUGUAAAUAAACAGAUAACGGGACUAAAGGUUAAGAAGUGAAGAAAUUGAAAGAUUAAUGGGGUAACAUUAGUGUAAUAUUGUUGGGAUAGAUUAUUAAGUAUAAAUAACUCUAUAAGAAAACAAUAAUUUUAAAAGAAUACUUUAAAAUGUAAGAAUAAAUGUAAAAAGAAGGUUAUGAUGAUAAAGAAACAAAAACCAGGUUGUACUAUAUAUAUAUGACAAUUGACAUUUAGUUUUUUGAAAGCGGUAACGGAAUGGUAGGCUGCAUGAAGAUAAUAAUAAGGUGUAUAGUUGAAGGAUAGGUGUGUUAAGAAAAGAAUCACAAUAAAAGUCAAAACAUACCGUAGGAUGUGGCACUGCGGGAGGCAGUUGAAACACUGGCAGUGUAAAAAAACUCUAGUAAUCUCUACAUCAUUAUGAAUACAUUACCACGGGGUCAACAUCAAGAUACAAACCCACAAUCCAUACGUCGCAGUUCCAGACUUAAUUCCAGAUCCAACAAUCUACAACAACAGUCAUCCGCACAUCAGAACCUCUCUGUUCUUCCCACUCGUCACAGUACCAGAUUUCAAAAACCUUCCAGAACUUUUCAUCACGCAGCACCGAUAUCUAAUCACUUCUCUUCACACUCUUCUCCAUCUUCAUUUAACAAUUCGUCACAUGAUGACACAUUGACCUCUUCAGUUUUAAACUCCUCCUCUCUAAUAAGUUCCGCUCCCAGUCAAGCUAAUUUAUCCUUCUCAUUUUUCAAAACCGUUUAUUCUAGUCACAAAUACCACAUUAACAGCCUAUGCUCGCUCCACAAACGCCUUGCCGACACGUUAGAACAGCGCAUUUUUUUACUGAAAUGCCGCUCCAACUCUCUUUUUCCUAAAUCAAUCACUAAUUCCCUCAAUCACAUUACUAUCUCCAAACCACUCAAUUCCAAAUUAUCUAACUGUUCUUUAAAAUUCAAAAAAUCCCUCCUUAAUUUGAAAAUCCGUGAAAUCAUAC